This is a messenger RNA of Hevea brasiliensis (rubber tree), 2736 nucleotides long. Its product is annotated as pentatricopeptide repeat-containing protein At1g31430-like. The record is from RefSeq and is a predicted model, not a curated record. Gene Ontology annotation, molecular function: RNA binding; protein binding. NCBI's taxonomy places the organism in Eukaryota, Viridiplantae, Streptophyta, Magnoliopsida, Malpighiales, Euphorbiaceae. The transcript has a single exon. Bases 148 to 2046 code for a protein of 632 amino acids. Gene Ontology annotation, biological process: RNA modification.
UACCUACUACCAACCCGUUUGCGCCAUUGUGCUUGUGAAGUGACUUUGAAAUUGUAGUUAGGGGUCUGUUACUUUCCCCGGCAAAACCUGUUUUGAUUCGAUUCUCCUCAAAAAACCCUAGGCAAAAUUAGUUUCUUUUCCCCAUCUAUGACCAGCCUUCCAUCCACUCUCAAAACUUGGAAACAAAAAGCUCCAAAAUUUCUCCUUCCUCUCUUCCUCCUCUCGAACCCCAAUAAAUGCUUCUCGGAAUGUAUCAAACACCCAACCCAUUUCAAUUGUAUUCUGUCUUACGCCAUUGCUUCGGGUCUCUUUACAGACCCCUGCAUAUCAAGCAAACUACUUUUCUACUCUUUCUCUAUCUCUCAUAAUCUUUCCUUUUCUCGCUCCCUCUUCUUCCAAAUCAAAAACCCAAAUAUCUUUGCCUAUAAUUUUAUGUUUAAAGCCCAUUCUCAGAGCUCAACCCCUAUAGAAUCCAUCACUCUGUACAAUUUAAUGCUGAAUAAUGGCAUUUUCCCUGAUAAUUAUACUUUCCCGUUCAUUUUUAAAGUCUGUGGGCGUCAUUUGCUUCUGAAUAAAGGUCAAGAAGUGCAUGCUUUGAGCCUUAAACUGGGGCUUGAAUUUGAUAUUUUUGUGCAAAAUGCUUUAGUUUCAAUGUAUUCCUCCUGUGGAAAAAUUGAAAUAGCACGUAGAGUUUUUGACUUGGUUCCAAUUUUUACCAGGGAUGUGGUAUCUUGGAAUAGUAUGAUAUCUGGGUAUUUACAGUGUGAUUGUAGUGCGGAAGCAUUGAAGGUUUUUGGGAAUUUACUGGGUGAUAAUUGUGUUAGAUUUGAUGAGGUCACAUUGAUUAAUGCACUCACUGCUUCUGGAAGGAUGGGAUUUCUUGAUUUGGGGAAAGAACUUCAUGGAUUGAUUAUAGUAAAUAGGUUUGUUUUAGAUGUUUUUUUGGGUUCGUCUUUGAUUGAUAUGUAUGCAAAAUGCGGGAAAAUGGAGGAUGCCAGGAAGGUUUUUGAUAAAAUUCCCGAUAGAAAUCUAGUGUGCUGGACUUCCAUGAUAGUAGGUUAUGCGAGGUUGGAUAUGUUUAAGGAAGGAAUUGAAUUGUUUAGGGAGAUGCAACUUGCCGAGGUUGUUGCAGAUGCAGCAUUGGUUGCUUCUGUUAUUUCUGCGUGUGGACAUUUGGGAGCCCUGGAUCAGGGAAGAUGGGUGCAUGCUUACUGUGAAAGGAAUGGUAUUGACAUGAACCUCUCUGUGAGAAAUGCUUUGAUAGAUAUGUAUUCAAAAUGUGGAGAAGUUGAAAAGGCUCGCCAGAUUUUCAAUGAGAUGGUUAAGAGAGAUGUAUUAGUUAAGAGAGAUGUAUUGGUUAAGAGAGAUGUAUUUUCAUGGACCUCAAUGAUUUCUGGGCUUGCCAUGAAUGGGAACUCUGAUGAAGCAUUGGACCUGUUUGCACAGAUGGAAAUGUCAAGUGAUGUUAAGCCAAAUGAGGUUACAUUCCUCGGUGUCUUGUCUGCUUGUAGUCAUGGUGGUUUUGUGGAUAAGGGGUUUCACUAUUUUAAAGCCAUGAGUCUUAUUCAUCAUAUUAAGCCACGUAUUGAACAUUAUGGGUGUAUGGUUGAUCUUCUUGGCCGUGCUAACUUAAUGGUUGAGGCUGAAAAGUUCAUCAGGGCGAUGCCUGUUCAACCUGAUGUGGUGACAUGGCGAUCCCUGCUAUUUGCUUGUAGGAGUCAUGGGAAUAUAGAAUUAGCGGAGCUUGCGACCAACAAAAUUGAGGAAUUGGAGCCAAGAAAGUCUGAGGCACAAAUUCUAUUGUCCCAUGUUUAUGCUUCAGCUUCAAGGUGGGGUGAUGUGAACAGAGUGAGAAAGUGUAUGGCUCGUCAGAAAAUACAGAAGAAACCGGGUUGCUCAUUUGUUGAAAUAAAUGGUCUUGUUCAUGAAUUCUUUGCUGAAGCUGAAUCACUUAGUCAAAUGGAUGUCUUAUAUGAAACAAAUAUGCAAAUUCAUAACAUUUUACGAUCUGAAGGAUUUGACUCAGACUUUUUGGGUCAUCAGUAACAAUGAAAUUCAAAGCAUUUGGAUUUUGAUAAUUUGGUUGCCUGAUUUGCAUUGAUGAUGGCGCUUUAGAGCUAGGAUUUUUAGUUAUCUGAGGAAGUUGAUCACAAGAAAACUUUCAUUAGCCUGAGGAUGUCCUUCAGAGUAUUGGAGGUAUAAAUUUUGAAAUUAUUUCGAGCAAUUAUGGAUAAAUGGUACCAUGAUGUGUCACUUUCAUAAUAAAACAAGUGGCAUGAGUUGGGGAUGGAAGUUUGAGCAUUCUAACUUGAAUCCAGGAUCACAUGAAAUAUUCAGAAGUUAUUGAUUAUGAGCAAAGCAGUCUUGAGAUUACAAUUGACUGGACAAUGAAUGAGGAACCAACAACCAAACUAGAACUUCAAAAGCUUGGCUUUAUUUCGAUUAAGGAAGAGAUGUUUAUGGUACAUGGUUGAUGAUGCCAUUGAAGCUACCAGGGACAGAUCAUAUAGAUAAAGAAUUGGAUGAUUAAUCAGGAUUACAAACUCGCUACCUUUUGUUUGAAAUGUUUACAGCAUAAUAAAGAACGCCUUGACCUCAGCCAAGGACAUUAUAUUCAGUAGAGACUUGACGUGUUUCGAUCCCUAAUUUUCCCUGCAGUUGGUAGAGCACAAAAGAGACUCUAAUCAAUGUCAAGCCACUGCUAUCACUGAUUUAAUAAAGUUUUAUUUCAAUGCA